GGUAUAUCAAUUUUCAUCUCCAACAAGUUUGACACCGAUUCAACUACCGUUUAGGGUCCAAAUUGUACAACUUGCAGUGAGUCAGACACAUUUCGUCGCCCUUACGAGUGAUUACUCAAUUUUCACUUGGGGUGAAGACAAACAUGGGCAAUUGGGUCACGGUGAAGAAACUCCGUGGAAAAACGAUCCACAAUGCGUAGUCUCGUUAUUGGACAAACACAUUACCCAAGUUGGAGCAGGUCAAAAUUUUAGUGUUUUUGUUAGCAGCACAGGUCUCGUAAUGACCACCGGCGACGGUAAAUAUGGUGCUCUUGGUCACGGUGAUUGGAAUAGCAUUUCCAUACCGAAACUUAUAGACUUUUUACUAAAAGUAGACGUGGUGAAAAUUUCUUGUGGAAAUCAUCAUGUCGCAGCAUUGACGAAUGAAGGUCAACUUUACACUUGGGGUCGUGGAAAUCAUGGGCAGCUGGGUCUGGGAAAUUUACAAGACUGCUGUUUUCCGAUUUUGGUCAAUUGGCAUAUCGACGAGAAAAUCGAAUCAAUUCAAUGCGGUCCCGAAUGUACGGCCAUAAUUACAGACUGUCAAAACGUGUACGCUUGUGGCUUGAAUAAAUGCAAUAAACUUGGUCUGAACCGCCCGUCUUUAUUUAAACUUAAA
Messenger RNA from Diuraphis noxia (Russian wheat aphid), 658 nucleotides. RefSeq names its product nimA-like kinase (gene niki). Gene Ontology annotation, molecular function: ATP binding; protein kinase activity. Lineage: Eukaryota; Metazoa; Arthropoda; Insecta; Hemiptera; Aphididae. Gene Ontology annotation, biological process: protein phosphorylation. The record is from RefSeq and is a predicted model, not a curated record.